UCAUAUCGCCCGCCAUGUCUCACUAUCUCCAAGACAUUGACACAUCAACACCACGAUAUUCAUCACGUGCAAAGAUUCCCCCCGCAAAACGACGUCAGCGGUAACUCGGCCUCUGAUUGAGAGGUAGAUCCCCCACAGUCAACAAAGAUUGCGCCAAAGCAAAAGCAACAUCCCCGGUUCAGUUACUGGCUGAUCCUAAUCGCCACUGAGCUAUCAAUUGCUCAAAGUCCGAAAGAAUUGUCUGCUCCUAACGAGACCGAGAUUCACAGAUUCAAGCAUGCAAGAACAAGUCGACCGCUUAGUAGAGAAGACUUGGGAGAAGUUUCAGGGUGUGAGUGGGUCAAGGCGGUUGAUGGUAGCAGUGUCUGGCAUACCAGGUUCAGGCAAAACCACACUAGCAGCCAAAGUUUCCAACGGCCUCAACAAGAAACAUGCACAGAACUCCCCAGGGACGUAUAAUGGCAACCCGGUCGCAGCAUUUAUACCGAUGGAUGGCUAUCACCUCUCACGUGCACAACUCGACGCCAUGCUUGACCCUCAGAACGCACAUGCACGUAGAGGCGCAGAAUUCACGUUUGACGCGGAUAAAUUUCUCGCAUUGGUGAAGAAAUUGCGAGAACCGAUACUGCCGGAAACUAGAACAUUAUAUGCACCUAGCUUCGACCACGCAAAGAAAGACCCUGUCGCGGACGACAUCCCGAUUGCACCUUCCGUUCGCAUUGUCAUCUUCGAAGGCAACUACUGCUCACUGAACCACGGUCCUUGGAAGGAGGCGGCAGAUCUCAUGGAUGAGCUGUGGUUUGUCGAUGUAGACUUCCAGGUUGCGCGGAAGCGGUUGAUACACAGACACAUCAAGGCUGGGAUCGCCAAGAACGAGGAAGAGGCGGCAAAGAGAGCUGAUGAGAAUGACUUGGUGAACGGGCAAGAGAUCAUAGACUCGAGACUGGAUGUUCAUGAGUUGGUUAAGAGCAAAGAAGAUCCUGAAUGGGCUCCAGAGUACCAAGGCGUAGGUGAUGGCAAAGAUCAGACUUCGACAAAUGGCGGAUCGCGACUGAAUCCCAGCACUGUGAGUCCCCCGUCGUCAGCCAAUUCGAAAGAUGACAGCAUUGUAUAGUACUGCGGCCAAGCUUUGCCUCUUUUCACUUCGCUAUCAACCCCUUCAUUAGAUUCAUAGCUUCUUCGAACGACGACCGCAAUGCAUAUGCGAGUGACUCACUUCAGCCCAGUCACAUUGUAGGCCUCAGGGCACCAAAGGGCAUCACACCUUCCGAUACCGAACCUUUCGAACGUUGAGGUCUGGCUCAUAUGACUCACGCUUUGGUCGAUCAUGCCUUGUCGCAG
Messenger RNA from Macroventuria anomochaeta, 1341 nucleotides. Its product is annotated as P-loop containing nucleoside triphosphate hydrolase protein. The record is from RefSeq and is a predicted model, not a curated record. NCBI's taxonomy places the organism in Eukaryota, Fungi, Ascomycota, Dothideomycetes, Pleosporales, Didymellaceae. Gene Ontology annotation, cellular component: cytoplasm. Bases 278 to 1114 code for a protein of 278 amino acids. Gene Ontology annotation, molecular function: ATP binding; kinase activity. The transcript is spliced from 3 exons.